CAUUGACCCAACGCGACAGCCUCAUGGCAAUGAAGAGACGGGAGCAGAUACUCUGUUCCGCGCGCAUUCCGGCAGAUAUCAUGCAUCCAGCGUAUCAUCGUUCUUGAUCUCCGUCUGCUGCACCAAUGUGCGGUAUGGCAUGCGCUCGACCAAACCCUCCGAAAAGCCGCGGUAGCGCUGUAUCACCGCGUUUCGCGCCUCGGCGCUACUACCCAUUGUAGGCGACAGCGGCUGGGGAAGCACCGGAUGCGCGGGGAACGCCGGCUCUCGGCCUCGUCGCAGAUCGUGCUCGUAAUCGUAAUCGGACGCGGGCGGCGUCGGCGCCGCCGCCCGGAGCGAUCCGAGAGAGCUCGACGGUCGUAGUCGCGCACCGCUGGACACCGCGCCAUGGCUGGAUAGGGGGUUGAG
Mycena citricolor is the source of this 408-nucleotide messenger RNA. The record is from the annotation of a GenBank genome assembly. NCBI's taxonomy places the organism in Eukaryota, Fungi, Basidiomycota, Agaricomycetes, Agaricales, Mycenaceae.